Soboliphyme baturini is the source of this 1914-nucleotide messenger RNA. The record is from the annotation of a GenBank genome assembly. NCBI's taxonomy places the organism in Eukaryota, Metazoa, Nematoda, Enoplea, Dioctophymatida, Soboliphymatidae.
AUGGCUCACGCUCCAGCUGGUCGCCAGAUGUUUCUGUACAGCUUUACGAUUGCCGCCUCCAUCGUCAAAGCAGAACGACGUUCACUGCUCGUUAAUGUGCCAUCGCGCGGUUCCUCGUUUGAUACCUGUCCUUCCUUACAGGCUAAUCACUGCUUGCUUCCAGGGAUCAGCCAAAAUGCCUCGGUAGAGGUGAUGUCGCCGAGCUUUGAAGUGUUGGAGUCAGGAAACGUUACAGACAUCGAGUUGCAUUGCGUGGCCGACGGCUUCGACGAGCCUUUGUAUCGGUGGUUCCACAACGCCAAUCGACUGAAGAAGACCGAUCGCGUGAUCCCAAGGCAGCGCCGGUUGGUCGUUAAAGAUGUGUCCAUCGAAGACAACGGCGUGUACAGUUGCGAGGCAGAAAACGCUGCCGGCACGGUGCGCAGUCAAUCGAAUUUCAUCCUCAGUAUUCCAGGCAGUUUGCCAAAGAUCAAACUUCUGUCCAGCAAUAAGGUUGUUCGGCUCGGCUCGACGGUGUCUUUGGAUUGCGCAUUUGAAGAUGCCUCUGAAGUCCGUUGGAAGAGACCUGGCCAUGACGCGUACUAUCCUCGUGCCUCAGAAAACGAAAGGAUCGCUUCGUUAAAUAGUAACAAUUCGUUAGUCAUCAAAGAUAUACAGAGUUCUGACGCUGGUUAUUACGAAUGUUUCGGAUUCUUGCAUGGUGCUUCGUCUGCUCAAAGCUAUGCUGUGGCCGUAAAUAUCGCUACAUUGGAGGAUUUUCGUUCAUCGAGUUUUGAGCCAGUCCGAGAUAUUUACAUUGUUGGGCAAGGCAAACGGUUCGAAGUGGCAUGCGUACCGCCCCACGGAUAUCCGACGCCUUUCGUGUACUGGAGCAAAGCCGGAAAGGCGCUCGAAAGCGAGGGACGUAUAAGGGCUACUACAGACUACUCAUUAAUCAUCGACUCCGCUAGACCUGACGACAAAGGAUCAUACGAUUGCAUAGCAGAGAAUGUUGCUGGCGUGAAGAAAGGCACUCUGUACAUUCAUGUGUCCAGGGCUCCUCAAAUGGAGCGGCACCCGUCGUCGUUGGAAGUCGAAGAAGGUUCUGACGCCAGGUUUGACUGCACGUUUAAAGGUAAUGAAUAUCCCGUGACGUUCGUCGAGUGGGAGAAGAAUGGCGAGCCGUUCACGUUGCACACCCGGGACGCUCGUUAUCAAGUCUUUCAUCAUAAUGGUACACUUAAAAUUACCUCUACGUCGCUGUCAGACGAGGGCGAGUACACGUGCGUCGUCAAAACGGCUGACCAGCGUCCACUGUACUCGCAGCCUGCCCGCCUGAAUGUUCGCGAGCGUCUGAAGUUCACACCAAAGCCGGUUCACAAGAAACUGGAACUGAAUAGUGAUGCCCAGAUUCCGUGUAAAGCCAGUGGUCACAUACCGGCGACGGUCAAAUGGCUGCGAACCGGAAACAUUUCUAUCGACGGCGUUGUGCACAAGUACAAGCAGCCUGUAACCGACUUCGGCCAAAACAUUCGCGAUAAAGACGGCAUCCUGUACUUCCACAAAGCGAAGUUCGAAUACGCCGGUCUGUACAUGUGCGUGGCAGUCAGUUCGCAGGGCGUCAUCAACGAGACGAUCAAAGUCGAAGUUUUUGUGGCCCCGGUGUUCGACCGCGUUUCGAAGAAUAUGACCGUCGAGGAAGACGAGCCGGCUUGGAUGCAUUGCGUCGUUCGCGGCACCCCACAUCCCACUGUUCAUUGGAAGUUUCGUUACCGCAAGUUCCUGAACAACACCCUGCACCUGCCAAACGUUAACGUUGACCUGGCUGGCAAGUACGUCUGCAUGGCUGGCAAUAAGGGUGGCUUCAAGCGGCACGAGGCAUUGUUGUGCGUGAAAUGUAAGCUGUUUGCUCAGUACUUUAACUCAAUACUUUAA